Molecule: messenger RNA, 2382 nt
Organism: Raphanus sativus (radish)
Lineage: Eukaryota; Viridiplantae; Streptophyta; Magnoliopsida; Brassicales; Brassicaceae
Product: putative clathrin assembly protein At2g25430
Exons: 2
Coding region: 312-2189 (625 amino acids)
Biological process (GO): clathrin coat assembly; clathrin-dependent endocytosis; vesicle budding from membrane
Cellular component (GO): clathrin-coated vesicle; clathrin-coated pit
Molecular function (GO): SNARE binding; clathrin heavy chain binding; phosphatidylinositol-4,5-bisphosphate binding
Source: RefSeq, a predicted model, not a curated record
AAAAGAAAUCGCAUAUAUCUCCAGAUCAAAGUCUCCAUUAUACCCACGUCAUCACGCACUCCAAUUCCCGUCUUAAAUUCAUAUCUUUCUCUUCCUCUUCAGACACCACCACCUUUGUCGACACCCUUCGUCGAAUCUCACACCGCCAAAUUUCGUCUUCUAAAUCUUCUUCCUCCUCUUCUUUUACAGAUCUAAAGCUCCCGUGAACCAAAAUAGUCAAAUAUCCAAACAAUCCGACACCGUUUCCGACGUCUGACACACGAAGAAUCUUCCUCCGUAGAUCUAGCGAAGAAAAAAAUCUCCCAACGGAGAUGGCGCCGAGUAUUCGAAAAGCCAUCGGAGCGGUCAAGGACCAGACGAGCAUCGGGAUCGCGAAAGUAUCGAGCAACACGGCACCAGACCUCGAAGUAGCCAUCGUGAAAGCCACGAGCCACGACGACGACCGUCCCGCGAGCGAGAAGCACAUCCGCCAGAUCCUAAACCUGACAUCCCUCUCCCGCGGCUACGUCCUCGCCUGCGUCGCCUCCGUCUCUCGGCGUCUGGGCAAAACGCGCGACUGGGUCGUCGCUCUCAAGGCCCUCACGCUCCUCCACCGCCUCCUCAGCGAAGGAGACCCUCUUUUUCAAGAAGAGAUUCUCCACCACUCGACGAGACGGCGAGGAGGUGCGAGGAUGCUCAACAUGUCUGGUUUCCGCGACGAGGCGCAUUCCAGCUCGUGGGAUCACUCGGCUUUCGUCAGGACUUAUGCUUGUUACUUGGACCAGAAGCUUGAGCUGGCUUUGUUCGAGAGGAAGAGUAAUAGUAGUAGCCAUCAUAGCAAUGGUAGAGGAAGAAAAGACGACUUUGACUUUCGAUCUCCGCCUCAGAGAUCUUAUGAUUAUGAAAACGGUGGUGUGUCUAGGAGAACUAGGUCUUACGGAGAUGUCACUGAGAUGAGAGGAGGAGGAAGAGCUGCUACUCCGUUGCCUGAAAUGACGCAGGAGAGGAUUUUCGGGAAGAUGGGACAUUUACAGAGGCUGCUGGAUCGGUUCUUGAACCUGAGACCUACUGGUUUAGCUAAGAACAGUAGGAUGGUGUUGAUCGCCUUGUACCCAGUCGUGAGGGAGAGUUUUAAGCUUUACGCCGAUAUCUGCGAGGUUCUAGCUGUUUUGCUCGAUAAGUUUUUCGAUAUGGAGUAUACGGAUUGUGUCAAGGCCUUUGAUGCUUACGCGAGUGCGGCCAAACAGAUCGAUGAGCUCAUCGCGUUUUAUGAUUGGUGUAAGGAGACUGGCGUGGGGAGAUCUUCGGAGUAUCCGGAAGUUCAGAGGAUUACGAGUAAGUUGUUGGAGACGUUGGAAGAGUUUGUGAGAGAUAGAGCAAAGAGAGGGAAGAGUCCUGAGAGGAAAGAGAUUGAACCUCCUCCUCCUCCUCCUCCGCCGGUAGCUCAAGAAGAGGAGCCUAAUAUGAAUGAGAUCAAAGCGCUUCCUCCUCCUGAGAAUUACACUCCUCCUCCUCCACCUGAGGCUGAGCCGGAAAACCCGCAAUACACUGAGGAUUUGGUUGAUCUAAGGGAAGAUGAAGUCACUGGUGAUGAUGACCAAGGGAACAAGUUCGCGCUUGCUCUCUUCGCCGGUCCACCGGGAAGUAAAGCUUUCCCUUCGGAUGGAGUGACUUCAGCUUGGCAGAAUCCUGCGGCUGAGCCAGGGAAAGCUGAUUGGGAACUGGCACUGGUGGAAACAGCUAGCAACUUAGAGAAACAGACAGCGGCUUUAGGUGGUGGGUUUGAUUCGUUGCUACUCAACGGAAUGUACGAUCAGGGAGUGGUUAGACAACACGUGAGCACUUCUCAGUUAACUGGUGGAAGUGCGAGCAGCGUGGCUUUACCUUUACCGGGUAAAACCAACACUCAAGUACUGGCCUUACCUGCACCGGAUGGAACCGUGGAGAAAGUGAAUCAAGACCCGUUCGCGGCUUCACUGACCAUUCCACCUCCUUCUUACGUGCAAAUGGCGGAGAUGGAGAAGAAGCAGUAUCUGUUGAGUCAAGAGCAGCAGCUAUGGCAGCAAUACCAGCGUGAAGGGAUGAGAGGUCAAGCUAGUUUGGCGAAGAUGAACACCGGUCAGGUUCCAGGUGGAAUGCCUUAUGGAAUGCAACCUGUUCACGGAAUGGGACCGCCACCAACGGGGUAUUACUACAACAAUCUUUACUGAUGGUUCAUUCUUUUUUUUUGUUUGUUAUUUUACUCUCUCAGUGUCAUAUAUGGUAGAUUGACUCGUCUUUCACCUUCGAUCUCGUGUGUUUUUUUUUAUUGCAUUCAAACGAUGCAAUCUCUGUGUUUUGCUCGAGUUUGAAUUUAUAGUUGCAUUGUACACUUUAUUAAUAAUCUUGAUUCCAUCUUGUAUU